This is a messenger RNA of Sorex fumeus (smoky shrew), 1884 nucleotides long. RefSeq names its product vacuolar protein sorting-associated protein 33A-like. Gene Ontology annotation, cellular component: CORVET complex; lysosome. NCBI's taxonomy places the organism in Eukaryota, Metazoa, Chordata, Mammalia, Eulipotyphla, Soricidae. Gene Ontology annotation, biological process: intracellular protein transport; vesicle-mediated transport. The record is from RefSeq and is a predicted model, not a curated record.
AUGGCCAUCGCCAGACCGGUGUCAGAGCUGUGGAGGCCGGAGAGGAGAGCUGAAGUCCAGGUUCUGUGCCAGCUGGCCUCGAUGUUUACGGGACUGACCUCCGAGGAGCCCUUCGAAGGCUCUGACAUGGCUUUGCCGGUGGGAGACGCGUUCAGCGUGCCACGGUGGCAGGUGGCGGUGCCAGCCCACAGAGGGCUGUCGGGGGCGGGCGAGGACACUCACGCACAGUUGCCUCCACAGUACAUCCUGGAGCUGGAGGCCAAGAUGGACGAGCUGCGGGCCAUGCUGAAAGCGAGCGACUGGGAGAAGGUAGUUUGGGAUGAGCAUCUCACAGGACCGUUUAGCUUGCUUGCACAGUGCUCACUUCUAAAGGAACAUGAGGUGGAGAAAAUGUUCACACUCAAAGGAAGCCUCUUGCCAGCAGCCGAUGUCAAGAAUAUCAAUUUUUUCGUCAGACCCCGGCUAGAACUGAUGGAUAUAAUGGCUGAAAAUGUGCUUAGUGAAGACAGACGUGGCCCCACAAGAGAUUUCCACAUUUUGUUUGUGCCCCGGCGUAGCCUGCUGUGUGAGCAGCGGCUGAAGGACCGGGGCGUCCUGGGCUCCUUCAUCCACAAGGAGGAGUACAGCCUGGACCUCUUUCCCUUCGACGGGGACCUUCUCUCCAUGGAGUCGGAGGGCGCCUUCAGAGAGUGCUACCUGGACAGCGACCAGACGAGCCUGUACCACGCGGCCAAGGACCUGAUGACGCUGCAGGCCCUGUACGGGACCAUCCCCCAGAUCUUCGGCAAGGGCGAGUGCGCCAGGCAAGUGGCCAAUAUGAUGAUCAGGAUGAAGAGAGAGUUUGCAGGAAGCCAGAAUUCCAUAUUUCCUGUUUUUGAUAACCUCUUGUUGCUUGAUCGAAAUGUGGAUUUAUUAACGCCCCUUUCGACUCAGCUGACAUACGAGGGACUCAUCGAUGAAAUUUAUGGCAUCCAGAACAGUCAUGUAAAGUUGCCGCCCGAGAAAUUCGCCCCGAAGAGGCAGGGUGACGGGCAGGACCUGCCCACAGAGGCCAAGAAGCUGCCGCUGAACUCAGCCGAGGAGCUCCACGCCGAGAUCCGAGACUGCAACUUCAACGCCGUGGGCGCCGUGCUCAGCAAGAAGGCCAAGGUCAUCUCGGCCGCCUUUGAGGAAAGGCACAACGCCAAGACGGUGGGCGAGAUCAAGCAGUUCGUCUCCCAGCUACCCCACAUGCAGGCGGCGCGGGGCUCCCUGGCCAACCACACCUCCAUCGCCGAGCGCAUCCAGGACGUGACAACGUCUGAAGACUUCUUUGAUCAGUUAACCGGGGAGCAGGAGUUGAUGUCUGGAAUAGACACUGAUCAGGUCAACAGUUAUAUCGAGGACUGCAUCGCCCAGAAGCAUCCACUCAUCAAGGUGCUCAGGCUCAUUUGCCUGCAGUCGGUGUGCAACAGUGGGCUCAAGCAGAAGGUUCUGGAUUAUUACAAAAAAGAGAUCUUGCAGACAUACGGCUACGAGCACAUCCUGACGUUACAGAACCUGGAGAAGGCCAGGCUGCUGCGGCCCCAGCAGGGGGACAGGAACAGCUACCCCACCUUCCGGAAGACCCUGCGCCUCUGGAUGGACGAUGUGAAUGAGCAGAACCCCACGGACAUCGGCUAUGCCCCCCUCAGCAUGCGGCUGGCCCAGCUGCUCUCCCGGCCUGGUUGGCGCAGAAUCGAGGAAGUUCUGCGCAUUCUCCCGGGCCCCCACUUCGAGGCGCAGCCGCUGCCCACGGGCCUGCAGAAGAAACAUAGUCAGAUUGGGCUCAAGGCGCUGGGGGGCUCGCCCCACCUGGUGGAGUUUGCCAAGGGCCCAGGCGCCCUCACCAAGGUCCGUCUCUGA